GCUACAGACGUAAUGAAAUAGGUACCAUGAAAAUUGAUGGUCGAUGGAUGUAGUAAACGAACAAAAUGUGUGGACGCACUCCAACAUUUUCUAAAGUUAUACAAAAGUUAUAAGAAUAAAAGUAUAUUUAUGUAAUCUGUCGGGACAGGAGGGUUUUCUAUUGCGAGGUUAUUUUUGUUAUUGCGGAUCGUUUCUGCUCUGCCAUUGGGGGCGCUUGGGAGAUUCAUACAUUUCGCAAGCUUGUACUUCAAGAAAGUAACAAGAGUUCACUAGGAGAAAGAAUGGCCGGUGCAGAGGUGGAUGCAGUGGAUUUUGAGCCUGAAGAAGAUGAUCUUAUGGAGGAUGAUACAACAAUGGAUGAGGCAAAUGCUGGUGCGACUGGGGAGGCAGUUCCUACGGUGGCAGCACCUAAAUUAAGAUCUACAAUAACUGGCACCACAUCACAGCUGCAGCUGAGUGAUGGGCAUGGGCAUGAUCCCCCCAAGAAGACAAAAGGAAGGGGUUUCAGAGAAGAAACUGAUUUAGAACGCAAUAGUCGCUUUGCAGCGAGAGAUUUUGACUCUCUCAAUUCGGAUGGUGGCCCUGGCCCUCAAAGAUCUAUUGAGGGGUGGAUCAUUUUGGUAACUGGAGUACAUGAGGAGGCACAAGAGGUGGAUCUUCAAGAACUUUUUGGUGAGCAUGGAGAAAUAAAGAACCUGCAUCUGAAUUUAGAUCGCAGAACUGGUUUUGUAAAGGGAUAUGCAUUGAUAGAGUAUGAAACUUACAAUGAAGCUCAAGCUGCAAUAGCAAAUCUUAAUGGUGCUGAAUUAUUGACUCAAACCAUAUCUGUUGAUUGGGCCUUCAGCAAUGGUCCAUUUCGACGCAGAAACAAUCGACGGAGGUCUCCUCGUGGACAUCGCUCAAGGAGUCCUGUCAGAAGAAGAUAUUGAGUUAUACAUUAUUAUGAGAUGAUCUAUAGGAUGGCCAAAAUUUGGAUUGAUUCGUUCUUCGCAAGCAUUAAUGACAUGUGGUGUGGAAGUUUAAUAGUUGGUGUAUAUUAUUACAUACUGAAAAUUGUUUUCUCGUCUGUCCAUCUAUAACGAUUGUAGAGACAGCUGAAAUGGUAAUAGCUUUCUUUGAUGUGAAGGGAAGUGCAAUGAAAUUUAUUGGUGGGGAGAUCUCUAAUAUUAUUUUUGACCUGAAUCUCUUUCUUAA
Molecule: messenger RNA, 1194 nt
Organism: Cryptomeria japonica (Japanese cedar)
Lineage: Eukaryota; Viridiplantae; Streptophyta; Pinopsida; Cupressales; Cupressaceae
Product: RNA-binding protein Y14A
Exons: 5
Coding region: 282-929 (215 amino acids)
Biological process (GO): RNA splicing
Cellular component (GO): exon-exon junction complex; cytoplasm; nucleus
Molecular function (GO): mRNA binding
Source: RefSeq, a predicted model, not a curated record